AUGUCUUCAAGGGCGAAGUCGAACAACCUCUCUCUCGUUUCGGCCAUCUUGACGCCUGCUGCGACAGCAGGAGCAUCGGUCAUUCCGCUGUCCAUCAUCUGGCUCAUUAGCUUGUGGAAAGUUCGGAAGAGGGAUGACAAAGCCCGUAUUGGCGCCCGGCCAUUCAGGGUGGCCCUCCUAUUGUGGAUUAUAGUCUGCCUUUUUUACACCGGCUAUGGCGUCUGGGGUUAUUUCUACUACAGACAAGAACGGCGUGAAGCCUAUUGGGUGCCCCAAAGCUCGCUGGACUACUCAUUCCAUCGCUACCGAUAUGGCAUACGUUUUGCGCACGAUGUGGCCAAUGUGCUUAUCCUCGCGACCAUCCUGGAACUAGCGACAGGCCUUUAUCGCGCUGGCUAUGGCCAUAUGGAUGAUGCAGGCUGCAUGGAGAAUCAUUCUGGGCCCCGCUAUCUCGGAUGGACCUGGGGCAUUUGGUUUCUCGUCUCAGAUAUGCUCUGCUUCGGCCUCAUCCAGGGCCUGCUCACUCACUGGGAGGAAGUAGACCGUUUACACUUUCAGGGUCACAAUGAAAAGACUGAUUACUCACGCGAGAUCAGACGCCAUAACAAGAUAGCCAAGGAGAUCAUGAAAAUCGCUCUCACAUUUUUCUCCAUCAAGUACAUUAUGCAAGCUUUGUUAGCCUUUGGUACUUUUUUGCUUAGCCUGGGCAUACCGUCACGAGAUGAAAAGAUUACGCCCAUGGCUUACGAAGCUGGCAUCAACACACGCAUAUUCUUCAUCUACCGCCGGUCCGAUCGCGUUCUCUCACCUGUAUUCAAUGCCGAGUUCGACUAUGCGGCAUACUUCCCCAGUCCAAGCUCCAAGGGUUAUGGGCGCUUCAAAGCCGAUUUGCUAACCAACUGGUGUGGCCAAUAUUUGAUCGACUUUUCCUUCGCCCUUGUCAUCUUCUUCUUGCUUUUUGAUGUGCUUGCCCGCAGCCCUGAGAAUAGCGGCCUGUGGUCCCGAGAGUACGUUCCUGUCGAGCACCGGGACGAGGAUGAACGCUCAGAAGAUGGCGACAAUGGUGGGGAAAUGGUCAUGCGGCCCCUCGCGCCUGAACAAAGAGAAGAGGAAGUUCACGCAUCGAGUUCCCAGAAUGAGCCAGCAGUUUCUCCUGAGAUUAGGAAAUGGAUGGACAGUCUUUGGUCACGCUAA
Thermochaetoides thermophila DSM 1495 is the source of this 1194-nucleotide messenger RNA. RefSeq lists its product as uncharacterized. The record is from RefSeq and is a predicted model, not a curated record. The transcript has 3 exons. Bases 1 to 1194 code for a protein of 397 amino acids. NCBI's taxonomy places the organism in Eukaryota, Fungi, Ascomycota, Sordariomycetes, Sordariales, Chaetomiaceae.